UACGCUGCUGGCUUCUUCUUGCUUAAAUAUGGCAGAUGAUUGCAGCUCUCUCACUCCAAGGAAGCAGAAGAAGACGGCUGCUGUGAAGUAGUGUGAACCUGAACCUUGUCUGAGGUCACUGAGUGAGCUAGCUAGCUAGCUAAGCUCCGAUCGAUCCUAGCUAGCAUACAAUACCACUAGUCUUCUUCACAAGUGUAAGAGACGACAGCAACACGAGAUGGUCGCUGCUAGCCUUCUCAAGUCCUCCUUCCUUCCCAAGAAGUCCGAAUGGGGCGCCACCCGGCAAGCCGCCGCCUCCCCCCGGCCGGCCACCGUCUCCGUCGUCGUCCGCGCCUCCGCCUACGCCGAUGAGCUCGUCAAGACCGCCAAAACGAUCGCGUCGCCGGGGCGAGGCAUCCUGGCGAUGGACGAGUCGAACGCGACGUGCGGGAAGAGGCUGGCGUCGAUCGGGCUGGAGAACACGGAGGCGAACAGGCAGGCGUACCGGACGCUGCUGGUGACGGCGCCGGGGCUGGGCCAGUACAUCUCCGGCGCCAUCCUGUUCGAGGAGACGCUGUACCAGUCCGCCGUCGACGGCCGGAAGAUCGUCGACAUCCUGGUGGAGCAAGGGAUCGUGCCCGGGAUCAAGGUCGACAAGGGCCUCGUCCCGCUCGCCGGCUCCAACAACGAGUCCUGGUGCCAGGGCCUCGACGGCCUCGCCUCUCGCGAGGCCGCCUACUACCAGCAGGGCGCCCGGUUCGCCAAGUGGCGCACCGUCGUCAGCAUCCCUAAUGGCCCCUCUGAGCUCGCCGUCAAGGAGGCCGCCUGGGGCCUCGCUCGCUACGCCGCCAUCUCACAGGACAAUGGGCUGGUGCCGAUCGUGGAGCCGGAGAUCCUCCUCGACGGCGAGCACGGGAUCGAGCGGACGUUCGAGGUGGCGCAGAAGGUGUGGGCGGAGACGUUCUACGCGAUGGCGGAGAACAACGUGAUGUUCGAGGGCAUCCUACUGAAGCCAUCCAUGGUGACGCCGGGGGCGGAGGCCAAGGACAGGGCGACGCCGGAGCAGGUGGCGGAGUACACGCUGAAGCUCCUGCACCGCCGGAUCCCGCCGUCCGUGCCGGGGAUCAUGUUCCUCUCGGGAGGCCAGUCGGAGGUGGAGGCGACGCAGAACCUCAACGCCAUGAACCAGGGCACCAACCCGUGGCACGUGUCCUUCUCCUACGCCCGCGCGCUGCAGAACACCUGCCUCAAGACCUGGGGCGGCCAGCCGGAGAAGGUGACGGCGGCGCAGGACGCGCUGCUGCUCCGCGCCAAGGCUAACUCCCUGGCGCAGCUCGGCAAGUACACCUCCGACGGCGAGGCCGCCGAGGCCAAGGAGGGCAUGUUCGUCAAGAACUACAGCUACUAAUCGCCCGGCCGGCCGCGGCCAUCACCGGAAUACCGCCGACGUACGACCCUCUCCGAGAUACGUGUACUGAUGAUCAUGGUUAAGCACGUACUCCGAUCCAUCUCCCCGUGAAAGCCAUGAUAUGAUCCAUGGACGACCAUGCAUGGUGCUGAUCGAUGCCGUACGUGUCCUGUUACAUAAAUACAUACUAGUAGUAUUACUGCUAGUCGUUUACUGCAAAGAUCAAGCUCGCUACUGCAAAAGUCUGGGAUAAUGUAUGCGUGGCGCGGCGAGAUCUGAGGGAAAAUAAUAUAUAUAUGCAUGUUUCGAGAUGGCUCCUUAUAAUAAUAAUUAAAUACAUACCGCGUGUCCUAUUUUUGCCUCGCUGGCGGCUA
Messenger RNA from Sorghum bicolor (sorghum), 1761 nucleotides. RefSeq names its product fructose-bisphosphate aldolase, chloroplastic. The record is from RefSeq and is a predicted model, not a curated record. Gene Ontology annotation, molecular function: fructose-bisphosphate aldolase activity. NCBI's taxonomy places the organism in Eukaryota, Viridiplantae, Streptophyta, Magnoliopsida, Poales, Poaceae. The transcript is spliced from 3 exons. Gene Ontology annotation, biological process: glycolytic process; fructose 1,6-bisphosphate metabolic process. Gene Ontology annotation, cellular component: cytosol. Bases 218 to 1387 code for a protein of 389 amino acids.